AAACUCCGAAAAAACACAUCUAUGUGAGCGGCUUCUAUUUCAUUAUUUUUUACACAGUGACACUAACAGAAACACAUAUUUGAUUAGCCGACUACGUAUAUAAGCGAAGCCUUGUUAUAUGCAGACUUGCCCGUUCACCCUCAUUCGACGUUUGCCCGACAAUAACCAGUUCUUCUCAGUUCUGUGUUCCGUGGACUCGAGAAGCAUUUCUAGAUUAUUCCGAGAUUCUGCGCAACUGCGCACUGGUUGUUCAUCGUUCAGCUGCGAUUACAAAACAUUCAACUGGGAAGAAAACCUUGGCAGAGUGCAAUAUACACGCGUCCUUUCUUCUCUCACAAUGUCGGUGUUUUCCCUAGAGGUGAUUGCUGAACCGGCGCAUAGAGUCAUAGUUACAAGUGCAAGCAUCUUCUUUGGAUGCAUGGGAUUCGUGUUGGUACGUCCAAGGAAAAACGAAAUUCUAGUGUUCAAAAUAUAUCUUUAGAGUGUGAUAACUGCAGUCAUUC
Lentinula edodes (shiitake mushroom) is the source of this 503-nucleotide messenger RNA. RefSeq lists its product as uncharacterized. The transcript has 2 exons. The coding region runs from base 119 to 481 and encodes 120 amino acids. Lineage: Eukaryota; Fungi; Basidiomycota; Agaricomycetes; Agaricales; Omphalotaceae. The record is from RefSeq and is a predicted model, not a curated record.